AUGGCUAGUGAGGUCCCAAAAUCACACCACCCGUAUCACAGUUCCAGGUUGGUCAGUGGAUCGUGUGACCCUGAGCUACCCCCGAUCAUUGAUGGCAAGCUAGAACUUGCUGUCUUCACCCAUCCAGCUCUUAGCAACAAUAACAACACGACCUACGACCGACUCGAGAUUCUAGGCGAUGCAUACAUCGAGCUGAUUGCAACCAAACUUGUCUGGGAGAGAUUUCCAGAUUUGCCAGCAGGUCGAAUAUCACAGAUUCGGGAGAUCCUCGUUAAGAAUGAGACACUUUCAGGCUUCGCAGAAAAGUUUGGGUUGGACCGCAGGGUUUCUGUGCCACCGAAUUACAAUACCCCGUCAAAGCGAUGGACCAAAACAAAGGGCGAUGUCUUCGAAGCCUACGUCGCGGCAGUCAUACUUUCGGAUCCUGUUUGUGGCUAUGAAGCAGCCGAGCAUUGGCUAACAGGUUUAUGGGUGCCAAUUCUCAAUAAACUAGGUCACCAGAAAGGUGAACUACGCUCUAAGGAGGCUCUUGCUAAGAAAAUUAUGGGGAGAAAUGUUAAGCUUGAAUACCUCGAGCAGCGCCCAUCGAUUCAGCAGAAGGGUGGCACUCAGACUUUCUUUGUCGCGUUAUAUCUCACAGGGUGGGGAUGGGAUAAAAGGUUCCUGGGUUCCGGUCAGGGUUUGAGUAAAGCAGCUGCAGGUGACGAAGCAGCGAAAAAGGCAUUGCUGAAUACGUCCCUAAUUCUUGAGAUCGUGUCAGCAAAGGAAAAAUGGGAAUCUAGCUCUUAA
Molecule: messenger RNA, 789 nt
Organism: Penicillium griseofulvum
Lineage: Eukaryota; Fungi; Ascomycota; Eurotiomycetes; Eurotiales; Aspergillaceae
Product: ribonuclease III
Exons: 1
Coding region: 1-789 (262 amino acids)
Biological process (GO): regulation of gene expression; rRNA processing; primary miRNA processing
Cellular component (GO): nucleus
Molecular function (GO): double-stranded RNA binding; ribonuclease III activity
Source: RefSeq, a predicted model, not a curated record